Molecule: messenger RNA, 5247 nt
Organism: Babesia ovata
Lineage: Eukaryota; Apicomplexa; Aconoidasida; Piroplasmida; Babesiidae
Exons: 3
Coding region: 1-5247 (1748 amino acids)
Source: RefSeq, a predicted model, not a curated record
AUGGGUUUUAUUGGCGGUGGUAAAGAAGUUAAAAAGGCAUUGUUGAAUGGUAUGCACAGUAAUGUAAAUCAGCUUACUAGGCUUUUAAGAGCAUCUUGCGGAGGAGAGGGGUGUGAUGAUCAUAAAGAUGUUAAUAACCUUCAGAAAUCUCUUACUGAAAUUAAGCAAAAAUGUAUUACAUAUGAUGCUCUUCAAACACAAAUUGCGCAGAAACUUGCAGAAAAUAAUAAUUCUAAAGACAGUGAUUCUGGUGAUGUUACACAGCAAGUUGAAGACCUUAAAAGGAAACUUGAUGAGCUUAAAGAUAAAAUUUUACAAGAAAGUUCUGACCUUCAAAAGGACAUUACAAAUGUAAUUGACGCUGUUCAAAAGAAAAUUUCUGAACUUGAACCUAAGAAAAAUUCAGUUGAUGACCUUCAAUCUCAAGUGAAUGACCUUAAAAAGAAAAUUGAGGAGGGGGAAAAUAAAGAUGAAAAUGCUCUUAAAGAAGCUGAAGAGCAACUUAAAGAUGCAAAAAAUAAUUUCCCUGCGAAUGAGUCUAAAUCUCUUGACUCUCAUCAGAAGUCUAUGAGUUCUCUCAGAAGUCUACAAACGCUUUGUCAACAUUGUAAGGAUGUUAAAAAUAAUGAAAGUAAAACUCCAAAAAAUAUUCUAGAGAGUCUUUGUGGAGGCCUCGAAAAAUUUCUCGGUUUCCAUAAUGGUAAUUACACCGGCUCCGGCAUCGUGUACUCCGACCUUGACAGGCUCUGCGACGGGGUGAUGUCUUUCCUUCAUGGUGUUCUUGAGAGUGUUAAGGAUGAUGAGAGCGUUACAACUUAUGAUAAUAAUAAUGAUAUUAACAAUGUUCUUCGUGAUUUACAUGAUAAUGUAGGCAAAGGCCGUAAGGCCUUCGGGAACGCCGUGGAUCAGGUGGAGACAUUGACCAAGAAGGUUACGACGCCGAUAAAUAAUCUUUUGACAGGCACCGACGGAAAUAAUUUCAAGAACAUUUCGACGUUGAUUAAGGAGAUUCAAGGGAUGCAAGGCAAGGAGUAUGAUGAAGUCUCCGGCACUGGUGGUCUGACUACGGAGAUGAAGAAAUCUUCAGAUGCACUUAAUAGCGUAGACAAACAGCUUUAUAAUAAGUUACAUCCUCACGUAAAAUUGAUGCAUAAUGCUGUAGACACUUUUCACAAAAAUGCCGCGUCAGACCAUGAGGGGCUGAAGACUGUCUGCCAAAAGGCUGACAGCGAGUUUCAGACGUUGAAUGAUAAGGUUGAGCGGGGGUUCAGCGAUGUUACUUCUAAACUCUAUUUUGAUAUUGACACUCUCAAGCACAAUGUGGCAAACAAACAUAAAACAGCGUUGGAGGCGUCCAUUCAGACAGCGAAGCAGACGCUGGUGGCAGCAGAGAGUAAGGCUAAGAAGUACGUGAGUGGGACGUUUAUAAUUAACAAACGAUCUCACUUCGACGAUAAAUUUAAGGCGAUAGAACAGUUGCUUGCGGAUAUCAAGCACGAUGGGACGUCUGUUGCCUCAGGCAGAGAGUCUAAACUACGUGUUGUAGUCAACUCAGUCAAGGAAGGCAUUGAAGCCUUAGACAACGAACUGAACUCUGGUGCCAGGCAGAUGGGCGGCGCCAUUGAUAGUGCUGUGAAUCAAGUAAACAGUGCCCUUGGUCAGUUGGAUGAGAAGGUGCAGGCGGAUUUGGAGAAGUUAUUUGGUAGGAUUGAAGCUGCGAUAAAAGGGUAUGUUACGAAGUACGUUGGGGCCAUGAUUACGGGUAUUAAGGCGGCUGAAUUAUAUGGACGCAGUACUCCUGGUGUGAAGGCUUUACAAGACGCUCUUAACGGCAGUUCACUGAAGCCUCUUCUUGAAGCGGCAAAUGAGAAAUCAGGAUUUUGUCAGAACGUCGAAGAUGCGUUGUCUAGUUUUGGACAGGCAGCGAUGAAGGUCACAGGACAAGACGAUGUGAAUUCAAUCGACCAGCAUCCCGAAGUUAUUAUCAGCGCCCUUUUCAGCGAUAUUAACAGAAAGGUUGGUAAGAAAUUCAACAACGCCCAUAGAAAGCCCGAGAAUGUCCCAGAUCUCAUGGAAAAUUAUCACAAGUGGGUGACUGGCAAAAAUGGUGCGGAAGCCAAUUCCCUCAAAACCAAAAUUGACGAAAUUAAAAAGAGCCUUGGAAGGUUCUUCAACAGAGGCGAAAACAUAGAUGGUAAUUCGGAAUUCAACCUUGGUAUAAAUGGCAAAUUUUCCGCUUAUCACAAAAAACGGCAAGCCGCCGUCACCUCCAUCACCAAGAUCCUAUCCAAUAUCGAGACGCUUGAACAAAUUCCGGAGGCCGUUAAACAAGCCAGGUCAAGUGUUGACGGAUUUCUCAAUGAGAUGAAGCAACACUUUGAAGCGCUUAAUACCCAAGUUCAAGUGACUAUCAAAACUCUUGAACAGGCCUUGCGAAAUUUGACUUACAUGAUCCAAGACAUCAACCGUGAAAUCGAUAGUGUCCACACCAAUGUAAAAGAUGCCAUUAAAACAUUCCAUGACAAUUACCUUGAAAACUCCAAAAAUGCUCUUACCAACCUAAAAAAAGAGGCCCUCCAACAGUACGCGGAGUCCAAGAUAAAGGAGCUUGAGAACCUGAAAGCAUUAGUUACGAAGCACAGUGAGGAGAUGCAGAAUAUUAUCGACAAGGACAGAGCUAGCGGAAUCAAGGGCCUACUGGCUAGGAUAUUAUUGACUAACGCCAACAGGCAAACGCUUGAUGGCAUGAUAAAUAAAGACUUUAUGGGUCUGUGCGGGAAGGCAAAAGAAUUUAUAGAUGAUAUUUUAUUGUAUGUUGAAGGCGAAGCGUGCACCAUGAAAGACCAUUUGACUAAGAAGGAAAAUGAGAAUUCCGCAAAGGUUCAUGACAUCAUCUAUAGCUUAGACAAAUUGCUUAACAAACUUCAAGAAUCAAAUCACUUCGAUCACGUAUUCUUAGGGAAUUUAGACAAACUUAAGAAACAAGUUUGCGCAUUUAGUCCUUUAAGGUACAAUGGUAUAUAUAACGCUCCAUUGCUCGACGCUUCCAGAGCAGGGAUGGAUGCACUGUGCUCACAACUUGACAAAGCGUACGUCAACAAGUAUUCGGGGCUGACCGUUCAGUGGACGAGGACAAUUGAGAGUAAAUCUAUUCCAUCCGAUGACUCCGAGCGGUGCGCGAAAGUGUUCUUUACGGCGCUUCCUAUUCUUACAAGUGAUUUAAACAAUGUCAGACGUAUAUGUCAUGCUGCCUGCAAGACUGAUCAAAUAAACAAAUCCAACGAGCUUGGAAAAUUCUUCCUCAGUUUGGGUUACGAAGUGCCUGAUAAAAACAAGAAACAAUGGGAGCUUCAGGACAAGGGCAAAAUGACAGGUUGGCAUGUUUUUAGCAAACUUCAAAAAGCAAUACAAGAGGCCGUCGAUAUUGAGCACCUUCACAAUUGUGAAUCAAAGAAGCAGAAUCGAAUUAGUAGCAUUAAUCUCUUUGACAUUCUCGACUGUCUUCGUAGCCACCUAACUCAAUAUAAUAAUGUGUGCCAUCAGAAACAUAUUCCUAAGCCCAGGGUUCCAUGCUCCGUGUAUGAGAUGCUUGGUUGGUGUUACGGCCUGGAGUACAACACUGCUUACGAGAAACUGAAGCAAUUCGGUAAAACGUUGCAUGAUGAUGAGAAAGACUCAUAUUUACAAAAUAUAAUGUACACACUAGCGACGCAUGGAUUGCCUAAAUUGUCUAGAUAUUCACGUAACAUACUCACCACUAUCCUCGGCACCGGCGACGAGGAUACCCUGUAUGCCUCAGAAUUUGCAAACAACUCACUUAAUCUUAAAUAUCCCAGCUCAGGCGAGGAAUGCUUACAAACGUUGCUUGAUAUAUUACGUAGAGUAUUCCCAGUGCUCAGAGUUUUGCAUAGCCAGUGUAGUCUCAGUGCUUGGUACUCCGGCUGGUCUGACUGUAAGUACGGCAAAGGUAUCGCUACGGUCAACCAGCUGUGCAACGAGCAUCCAGCGGACAAACCAAAUUGCCAAGCAACGUCACAACCAAUGUGCCAACCAAACACUGAACCAAACAGCCAAGCAAGCUGUCGACCAACAUCUCCACUUGUGUCCUAUCUGAACGAUUGCCUACCAGGGCAUUUACCGCACAAUGUCAGUUCCAUAGGCUGCAAAGCAGUAUGCAGCAAUUGCCCUAAGGGGCAACCCGGGCAGCCGUGCUUGACGCCUCUUGGCUUUAGAGGGUUUUCCGGUAGCGUGCGUCAGGGAAAGGAUUUAUGUGCUGCGCUUGAGAAAUUCUUGCUUAAUGUCGAAUGUUCAGGCCUGUUCGCUAUCGCUCCCAAGCCGCCGACCACCCUCCCAGAGCAUUUCAGUUUUACGUUGUCGCUAGCAAAACAUCUUAACGCCCCAACUCCCAUCAGUAGUGGCGCUGUAACGUCCGAUUAUGCUUUCGUCGAUUCAUUUAGAAGAUCUAUCACCGACGCCUCCAUUAAUCUAUAUGAGCAGCAAACCGAUCUUAUCGAUGCAAUUUGCAACGCUUAUGGUAAUCCCCAGGGUAGUCACGACAAAAUGCAUAUUGAACCUAGAAACACUGACUUGGCAAGCCUGUCCAGAAAUGAUCCAUGUGCCGGUUCAUACCAAUGCGCCCCUUACCUCUCAUCAACAUGUUCAGAAGCCUACAAUUACCUUGCCAAAACCCAUUCCAACUUGUACCUUCAAUGGGCCAUUUACUUGCCAUGGACGCUUUACAAUAAUCUACAAUCGUUGCUUGAAGCUUUUAAGAUGAUUGAUUGCGGCGCCUCUGGGUGUACCACUUGUCAUUGCAAACCGGGUAAACAUGGUGUGGUAUUGAAUUGCAAGUGCAAGUCAUUAGUAGGCUGUCGUGGCGUCCUCUCCGUAUAUUACCAAUAUGGAUUCACAUUUGCAAACGCAAAGUCCUUAUACGGUAAAAACACAAAGACGUGCCGUGAUUUCUACAGACAACUGUGCAGCAUAGUUGAUUCCAAAUGGUUCGAAAAAAUAUUCGAAAUGUGCGACAAAUUCCUAUGGGCAAUUCGUACACCCUUCUCCUACCUCUUAUUAUCCCUCUGGUCCCUCUCUUUGCUCUACCUGCUGCACAUCGCCGUCGUCCGCCUCGACGUCCUCCGCAUCCGCUCCCACCUGAGAUCACCCUCAAGCCACCGCAUCGCCGCGCAGUCGCUCCUCGCCGCCGCACGCGUCAGGGCACUCGCCAACGUCAAGUACUUCUCACCAUAA